GGGGCUAUGGAUGGGGCUGGAGGUCCCGACAACCUGCCAUCCUGAAAGGAUCCGGAACAUCACAAAAUCAACGCACCCUCCUGGUAACCCUUCAGUUCUCACAAAAUUGAUUUUUCUCCAGUCUUUCUCUUGAAAUCCAACACCAUGAUGCGAUCCCUGUACGCCGUUGUUUUUGCCCUUGCUCUUGCAAGCACACAAGCUUUGAGCUUUAACCAAGCCUUCACCGUGCGAGAGCAAAAGUCGGGUCCUUCACACUUAACCCGAGAGCUGGGAGGAAAGAACCAUGUUGCUCCCGAAGAAGUCACUCGCGAGGGAAUCUACACCUAUUCUUCCGCCGCUGCCGGACCUGCCAUGAUGAAUUUCCCCAAGCCCAAGACCAAGCAAGUCAUUGUGGAUGGAUACUUCAUCGACACUGGCAAAGGAUUCGAGAUGCAGCUGGCUGAAAUGUCUCCUUACCCUGGUCAGCAGGCGGCUUGGGCAUCCACCCCUGAACAACACGGCGCUGCUUUGGGCUGGGCUGGCAAGGACAUUAGCGGAGGAAAGUCCAACCCUGUCGGAUAUUAAAUUUGUGUCUCUCCCGUGUCCA
Molecule: messenger RNA, 586 nt
Organism: Seminavis robusta
Lineage: Eukaryota; Bacillariophyta; Bacillariophyceae; Naviculales; Naviculaceae
Source: the annotation of a GenBank genome assembly